AUGUCUAUCUCACACGCUCCAGUGGGCUUCUUUUCUGCAGACCCUACUUUGCAUGUGACCUUGGCAGGCUAUCACUCCCUCAUACAGCACAAUAGGAGAGCCCCUCACUUGCUCGUUGCCCCAUGCGCAGGGGCCGCGCCGAAGGGCAAGGUGCUGAUCGCAAACCGGGGGGAGAUUGCACGGCGAGUGCAGCGCUCCUGCCGCCAGCUGGGCCUCAUUCCAGUGGCAGUGUACACAGAGCCGGAUGCCCUCUCUCUGCAUGUGUUGGAGGCGGAAGAGAAGGUGUGCCUGGGCAAAUCCACGCGCGAGUACACCAAUGCCGCCAAGCUGCUGGAGGCCGCCCUCUCCACCGGGUGCAAGGCGGUGCACCCGGGGUACGGCUUCCUGAGCGAGAAUGCAGAGUUUGUGGAGUCUUGUGAGAGCGCCGGAGUGGCCUUCCUGGGCCCCACAGCCGCCACCAUGCGCAUGUUCAGCCGCAAGCACACCGCGCGCGAAUUCGCCCAGAGUGCCAACGUCCCCGUCCUGCCAGGUGCCACAAUUGUGACCAGUGAGGAGGAGGCAGUGGCAGAGGCGGCUGCCACAGGCUAUCCGGUGCUGCUCAAAGCCACGGGCGGCGGUGGCGGCAUCGGCAUUUACAGCUGCCCCGACGAGGCCGCCGUGCGCGCAAACUUCGAGGCGGCUGGCAGGCAGGGCAAGGCGAGCUUUGGGGACGCGGGGGUGUUUGUGGAAAAGCACGUGCAGCGCGCGCGGCACAUCGAGGUGCAGAUCUUCGGCGACGGAAAAGGGAACAUCGUGACGCUGCCCGAGCGCGAGUGCUCCAUCCAGCGCCGCCACCAGAAGGUCGUCGAGGAGUCGCCCUCCCCCUACGUCGAGGAGGAGCUGCGGGCGGAGCUGAAGGCAGCUGCCCGGCGGCUGGGAGAGGCGGCCAAGUACCGCAGCGCCGGGACAAUUGAAUACCUUGUGGACCAGGACACCUCUAAGUUCUACUUCCUGGAAGUCAACACGCGCCUGCAGGUGGAGCACGGCAUCACAGAGAUGGUGUCUGGUCUGGAUCUGGUGGACUGGCAGAUGCAGCUGCAGGUGCCCGGCCUUCCCCCGCCAGACAUGGCAUCGGCGGCCGCCAUAGAGCCCAAGGGAUGGGCCUUUGAAGUGCGCAUCAACGCCGAAGACCCUUUUCGCAACUUCACCCCCUCCUCUGGCAUCCUUGGCCAGGUCGUCUGGCCGCCAGGUGUGCGCAUAGACACGUGGGUGGAGACAGGGACGGAGGUGACGCCCUUCUACGACUCGCUGCUGGGAAAGCUCAUGGUGCACGGCAAAGACCGGCCGGACGCCGUCGCGAAAAUGGCCGAGGCGCUGUCCGGCACGGUGCUCGGCGGCAUUCCCUCCAACCUGGAAUACCUCUCCACCAUCAUCGCCUCUGAGGGCUUCCACGCCGGUGCGACAACGACUCGAUUCCUGGAGUCGUUGCCCUUCAAGCCAAAGGCCAUUGAGGUGGUUUCUCCAGGCAUGAACACCACUGUGCAGGACUACCCAGGGCGCACCAAGCUGUGGCAUGUGGGCGUGCCCCCUUCUGGCCCUAUGGAUGCACUGGCUUUCCGCCUGGCCAAUGCUCUCGUGGGCAAUGCAUCGGACGCUGCAGGCCUGGAGAUCACCCUUUCAGGCAAGCUGCACAGGCCUUCCCUGCGAUUCCACAUGGAUGUGAUCAUCGCUCUGACAGGAGCGGAGUUCCACGCAGAAAUUGAUGGCGUGGCAGUGCCUUUCUGGACUUCUGUCCUGGUCAAGGCCGGCUCAGUGCUCACCAUCGGCACAUUGGCGGCCAAGCGCGGUGCCAGGUGCUAUAUAGCGGUGGCAGGGGGCAUCAACACGCCGGUAUACCUGGGCUCUCGCGCAACUUUCCCUGGCGGCAAACUGGGCGGAGUGCAGGGCCGCCCACUCAAGGCAGGGGACCUUCUCCCAUUGGGGCCAGCCAGCGAAGGAGUGAAGGCCGGCAACGCCUGCCCCAAAGCCUGGGUGCCCGCAUACCCGGUAGAGGGCGCCGCCUGGGAGAUUGGCGUGCUGCCGGGGCCCAAUGCAGCCCCCGACUACUUCACAGAAGAGGACAUCAAGACUCUGUACUCCGCACCGUACACUGUGCACUACAACUCGAACCGGCUGGGCAUUCGGCUGACUGGACCGCGGCCGCAGUUUGCGCGCACAGACGGCGGCGAGGGCGGCUCUCACCCCUCCAACGUGCACGACCACGUCUACGCGCUCGGCACCAUCAACUUUACCGGGGACAUGCCGGUGGCGCUGAUGUUUGACGGCCCCAGCCUGGGCGGCUUUGUGUGCCCGGCCACCAUCACCAGCACAGAGCUGUGGAAGAUGGGCCAGGUGUCAGCCAAGGAUGUUGUCUUCUUCAAGCCCCUCACUCUGGAGACGGCGUACACGGAGUGCCUGGUGCUGGACAAGAAGGAGGAUCUGCUGAGGGCUGCAGCCAGCAGCAGCGGCGCUGACGUGGCCGCUGAGCUGGCGGCCUACAGCCCGGCAGUGCCGGCCAUGCCGCCGACUGAGGCCGUGCUUCGCACGCUGCCCGCACAUGGCGACUUCCCUGGGGCGCAGUUCCGGCUCGCGGGCGACAGAUACGUGUUUGUGGAGUAUGGGCCAAUGGAACUCGACCUCAACCUGCGAGUCAGGGUGCACGAGCUAGAAAGAUACCUGGCGGACAAGGUGGCUCUGCCUGCAUGCAUGCAGGCUGUACCAGGGAUUGUGGAAACAAGUCCGGGCGUGCGAUCCUGCAUGAUAGAGUAUGAUCAGCGAGUGCUGCCCCUGGGCGAGCUGCUGUCCCUGCUCGAAGCCACCGAAAGAGCGCUGCCCUCGGCCCAGGAUCAGGUGCUGCCAACGAGGAUAAUUCAUCUGCCGCUGGCCUUCAACGACAAGUGGACGCACGACGCAAUUGCCAAGUACAUGAAAUCUGUCCGCAAGGACGCGCCCUAUGUGCCCUCCAACGUGGACUUUGUCGCCGCCAACAACGGGCUGGAGGGCGGCGCGGAUGCGGUAAGGGCGGUGGUUGAGAAGGCGGCGUAUAUGGUGCUGGGACUGGGAGAUGUUUACCUGGGAGCCCCCUGCGCAGUGCCAGUCGAUCCCAGGCAUCGGCUGGUGGUGCCCAAGUACAAUCCGGCGCGCACAUUCUCCCCCGAGGGCGCCGUGGGACUGGGGGGCGCGUAUAUGUGCAUUUACCCCAUGGAGUCCCCCGGCGGCUACCAGCUGAUCGGCCGCACUCUGCCCAUCUGGAACACAUUCGGCCGCGUCGGGCCCUUCACGCCCGCGGUACCCUGGCUCCUGCGCAACUUUGACCAGAUCAAGUAUGAGAUUGUGUCGGAGGAGGAGCUUCAGACGCAGCGCAAGCAGUUUGCCAACGGGCAACUGGAACUCAAGAUCGAGGAGCAGACCUUCAGCAUGAAGGAGUACAACGCCUUUGUGGCAUCUGUGGCUGGAGAAGUGGAGGCCCUGCGCAAGGUUCAGGCUGUGGCCAUAGCAGAGCAGAUGGCCCUGGACGAGGCCAGCCUGCAGCGACUGGAGGCCGAGAAGGCCAAGAACAAGGUAUCGUUUAGCACUCUGCUACAUCUUUCACAGAUGGACACCAGCGGCCUGGAGGUCACGUCCGCCUUCACAGCAAAUGUCUGGGAGGUCAAGUGCAAGGUGGGAGAUGUGGUGGCAAAGGGGCAGACUCUUGUGGUCCUGGAGGCCAUGAAGAUGGAGUACCCCAUUACCGCUCCAUCAUCUGGCCAGGUGAUCACACCUCGCCUCUGA
This is a messenger RNA of Coccomyxa subellipsoidea C-169, 3789 nucleotides long. RefSeq names its product urea carboxylase. The transcript is spliced from 25 exons. The record is from RefSeq and is a predicted model, not a curated record. The coding region runs from base 1 to 3789 and encodes 1262 amino acids. Lineage: Eukaryota; Viridiplantae; Chlorophyta; Trebouxiophyceae; Coccomyxaceae. Gene Ontology annotation, molecular function: ATP binding; metal ion binding.